This is a messenger RNA of Malaya genurostris, 2392 nucleotides long. RefSeq names its product protein 5NUC-like. Lineage: Eukaryota; Metazoa; Arthropoda; Insecta; Diptera; Culicidae. Gene Ontology annotation, biological process: AMP catabolic process. Gene Ontology annotation, molecular function: nucleotide binding; metal ion binding; 5'-nucleotidase activity. The coding region runs from base 452 to 2287 and encodes 611 amino acids. Gene Ontology annotation, cellular component: plasma membrane. The record is from RefSeq and is a predicted model, not a curated record. The transcript has 5 exons.
GGAGGUAGCAUUGUGUUGGGAUUGCCGUCGGUCGUCCGCCGUCGCCGGGGCUCCUAGUGAAGAACAGAACACCAGGUAGUAGACCGCGAAUACGCACGGAGGCUUGCUUUAUUUGGCGGCAGCCCGCGCACUUCAGUCGCCAUUCAGUACCGCUUGAAACACGAUCGCGAUCAUUUGUGAAAGAGAGCGCGCGCGCGAAAACAAGUUCCGGACCUUCCGCGGUUCAUUGGCUUGCGGUUGUCGUUGGUAUCGUUGCGGAAAAUCCUAGCGCUCAUAACAUUGCCGCCACGGUCAGGUGUGUGUCUGUAUGCGACUGCCCAAAGUGAUAUAAAACAAUUGCAGAAACUGCAGUGGUUGGCGAUUUUAGUUGCAACGGAGCAAAAAAAAGUCGUACAUGUAUCGAUAAAUCCGACAUCCGCUCAACGUUGAUUUAUUCUCCGAAGCUACAAGUAUGACCCACCUUCGGCGAAAUCGGUUGGUGCUUUCGAGCUGGUUGCUACUGUCGAUGGCAUCCGUAAUCCACGCUGCUCCCAGGAGUGAGAAUUUUCAGCUAAUUAUCCUCCACAACAACGACAUGCACGCCCGGUUCGAGCAAACGGGGGCCUACGGAAACGACUGCCAACCGGAGGAUGUCGCCAGCAACCGCUGCUACGGAGGAUUUGCACGAGUGGCUCACAAGGUGCGCCAGUAUCGGAAAACGGAAACGGACGGGGGAGUUCCCGUUCUCUAUCUGAACGCCGGAGAUACCUACACCGGGACUCCUUGGUUCACGAUCUUCAAGGAUAACAUCACGGCCGCUUUCUUGAAUAUGCUAAAACCGGACGCAAUCUCCCUAGGAAACCACGAGUUCGAUUUGGGUGUCGAAGGUCUGGUGCCGUUUCUCAAUGAGGUGGACUUUCCGGUUCUGGUGGCUAAUCUGGAUCUCAGUCAAACGCCGUCAAUGCAGAAUACCGCAUCGCUCAGGAAUUCGGUUGUGUUCGAUAAGGGAGGUGUCAAAAUUGGUGUGAUCGGUUAUCUGACUCCGGAAACGAAGCAGCUGGCACCGAGUAAUACCGUUUUGUACACGGACGAGAUUCAUGCCAUCAACAAAGAAGCUUCGGCUUUGAAAGCACAAGGAAUCAAUAUCCUCAUCGCCCUUGGUCACAGCGGAUUGGAACGAGACCAGCAAAUUGCUGCGGGUUGUCCGGAUAUUGAUAUCGUCAUCGGAGGCCAUUCGCAUACGUUCUUGUACACGGGAACCGCCCCGGAUAUUGAUCCGACCGAAGGUCCCUAUCCGGUAAGAGUGAAUAACUCAGCAGGUCGAGAAGUGCCCGUAGUUCAGGCAUUCGCAUAUACAAAAUAUCUCGGACACAUGCUGGUUGAGUUUGACUCCAGUGGUAAACUGGUGUCCUUCAAUGGUAGCCCGAUCCUACUGAAUGGGGCAGUGGAAAGGGAUUCCGAUGUCUUGGAAUUGCUGGAACUCUACCGACCCGGUGUCCAAACACUCGACGAAGUCAUCGGACAUACAACGGUUUUGCUAGAUGGCACCAGAUGUCGCUUUGAAGAAUGUAACAUAGGAAACAUGAUUGCGGAUUCGAUCGUUAUGGCGUACGCAUCGUCUCGCGAUGAAAACAGCGAGUACUGGACGGAUGCGGCUAUUGCGUUUAUACAGGGUGGAGGAAUUCGCGCUUCGAUUGCACCGGGUGCCGAGGGAAAUAUCACCAAGAAGGAUGUGCUAACGGUAUUGCCUUUCGGUAACGCAGUUAUUCUAGCGGAAGUCCCCGGUGAGACAAUCAGACUGAUGCUGGAACGUAGCGUAGCCCGAUAUGAUGGAGUAACCGGAUUUGGGGAAUUCCUGCAGAUGGCUGGAGUUCACGUCGUGUACGAUUUAGGGAAACCACCAGGUCAACGCGUGGCCAGCAUAGAGGUACGAUGUGCCCGUUGUUUGACGCCAACCUUCGCUCCAAUCUAUGACUACGAUCGGUACAAAAUCCUGAUGAAUCAAUUUCUCUGGGACGGAGGCGACGGCUACGACAUGUUUAGUGGGCGUAACUUUGAAGUGCUGGCCUGGAAGGAGGCCGAAAUGACCGAGCAGUAUUUGAGGAAGUAUUCACCGAUCUAUCCGGCCAUCGAAGGUCGAAUAACACUGAAGGGACAGGUGAAUCCGGAUCACAUGACGACUACGACCGCUAGUCCUGGUUCGACGACCGAGGAUGAUGGAGGAGGUGCGGCUGGUAGCCUCAAGGCCACGGCAGUAACGGUCAUGGCACUUGCAUUUAUGAGUGUCUUCCAGAGAGUGUUCUUGUGAUGUGUGUCGUUGUUAUUGUUGUUGACUGGAUUUCGAGUUGUUGUUAAAAGUAUUCCUGUUUUUAAGUACAAAUAAAAGCUGUUUAGUGUAAGGACUUUAUCGCAA